GGGGCUGUCUCUGCGGCAGGGCCCAGCUCUGCUCCCCCCCGGUCUCUCUGUCUCUCCUCCUCCCUCCUCCUGCUCCGGGCGGAGCCCGGCAUGGGGGGGCCGGCGCCCGGCAGGCCAGUGGAUCCGGGACCCAGGGAGGGCCGCCCCCCGGGCCUGGUGGCACUGAGCAGGGCCCCCCAGCCCCCACCUCCUGCCCCACGACAUGAACCUCCUCUACCGAAAAACCAAGCUGGAGUGGAGGCAGCACAAGGAAGAGGAGGCCAAGAGGAGCUCCAGUAAAGAGGUGGCCCCUGCAGGCCCUGCGGGGCCCGGGGCUGGCCCAGGGCCUGCGGUCCGUGUGAGGGACAUCACCUCGCUGCGCCGCUCCCUCAGGAUGGGCUUCAUGACGAUGCCUGCCUCUCAGGAGCACACCCCUCACCCUUGCCGCAGCGCCAUGGCCCCACGCUCCCUCUCCUGCCACUCUGUGGGCAGCAUGGACAGUGUGGGUGGUGGGCCCGGGGGUAGCGGUGGGGGUCUCACAGAGGACAGCAGCACCCGAAGACCCCCAGCCAAACCACGGAGACACCCCAGCACCAAGCUCAGCAUGGCAGGAUCAGGGGCAGAGACACCCCCCAGCAAGAAAGCAGGCUCACAGAAACCCACCCCAGAGGGCCGAGAGUCCAGCCGGAAGGUCCCUCCGCAGAAGCCCAGGCGAAGCCCCAACACCCAACUGUCUGUCUCCUUUGAAGAGUCCUGCCCCUCGGCACCCUCUCCUCGAGGAGGGAACCUGCCCCUGCAGCGCCUGAGUAGGCCUUCCAGAGUAGCUGGAGACCUUGAUGCAGGCGCCCAGGAGGAAGAGCCCGUAUACAUCGAGAUGGUGGGGGACGUCUUCAGGGGAGGAGGCCGAAGUGGAGGGGGAUUGAUAGGGCCCCCCCUUGGGAGUGGGGGCCCGACCCCCCCAGCUGGUGCGGACUCAGACUCCGAGGAGAGUGAGGCCAUCUAUGAGGAAAUGAAGUAUCCGUUGCCCGAAGAGGCAGGAGAAGGCCGCACCAAUGGGGCCACCCCACUGACCUCGACCUCCCCUCCACACCAGCCUCACGCCCUUCAGCCCCACCCCCAGCGCCGCCCAGCUUCAGCCCUCCCGAGCCGGAGGGAUGGGACACCCACCAAGACUACUCCUUGUGAAAUCCCCCCGCCCUUCCCUAACCUCCUCCAGCACCGCCCUCCACUCCUGGCCUUCCCCCAAGCCAAGUCCGCUUCCCGAACCCCCGGCGACGGGGUCUCGAGGCUACCGGUCCUCUGCCACUCCAAGGAGCCCACAGGUUCCACCCCAGCUCCCCAAGUGCCUGCAAGAGAGCGGGAGACGCCACCCCCGCCGCCUCCGCCUCCUGCCGCCAACCUGCUGCUGCUGGGACCAUCGGGCAGAGCCCGGAGCCACUCAACACCAUUGCCACCCCAGGGCUCUGGCCAGCCCCGGGGGGAACGGGAGCUUCCCAACUCCCACAGCAUGAUCUGCCCCAAGGUGGUGGGGGCGCCGGCAGCCCCCUCUGCCCCAGCUGCCUUGCUCCCCGGUCCCCCCAAGGACAAGGCCGUGUCUUACACCAUGGUGUACUCAGCAGUCAAGGUGACCACGCACUCUGUCCUUCCAGCUGGCCCACCCCUAGGUGUUGGGGAGCCGAAGACAGAGAAGGAGAUCUCAGUUCUCCAUGGCAUGCUAUGCGCCAGCUCGAGGCCCCCUGUGCCAGGGAAGGCCAGCCCCCAUAGCGGGGCUAUGGGCACAGCAGCUGGGGUUCUGCACCACCGUGGCUGCCUGGCCUCCCCUCACAGCCUUCCGGACCCAACUGCAGGCCCCUUGGCCCCCCUCUGGACCUACCCAGCCACAGCAGCUGGACUCAAGAGACCCCCUGCCUAUGAGAGCCUCAAGGCUGGGGGGGUGCUGAAUAAGGGCUGUGGAGUGGGGGCCCCAUCCCCCAUGGUCAAGAUCCAGCUACAGGAGCAAGGGACUGACGGGGGUGCUUUUGCCAGCAUCUCCUGUGCCCAUGUCAUCGCCAGUGCCGGGACGCCAGAAGAGGAAGAGGAAGACAUAGGUGCGACAACAUUUGGGGCCGGCUGGGCUCUGCAGAGGAAGGUCCUCUAUGGAGGGAGAAAGGCAAAGGAGCUGGACAAGGUCGAGGACGGUGCCCGGGCUUGGAAUGGCAGUUCCGAGGGUCCAGGCAAGGUGGAGCGUGAGGACAGGGGCCUGAUGGCAUCGGGGAUCCCAGUGCGGAGCCAGGGGGCAGAGGGCCUGCUGGCCAGGAUCCACCAUGAUCGAGGGAGCCGCACCGCGCUGCCCAUACCCUGCCAGACCUUCCCUGCCUGCCAUCGCAAUGGAGACUUCACAGGAGGCUACCGUCUGGGGCGCUCAGCCUCUACCUCAGGAGUCCGCCAGGCUGCGCUGCACACGCCCCGGCCCUGCAGCCAGCCUAGGGAUGCCCUGAGCCAGACCCACCCUGCGCUGCCGCUGCCGCUGCCCUUGCCGCCUCCGCCAGCCCGCGAGCGCGAUGGGAAGCUGCUAGAGGUGAUCGAGCGUAAGCGCUGUGUGUGCAAGGAGAUCAAGGCGCGCCACCGCCCGGACCGCGGCCUCUGCAAGCAGGAGAGCAUGCCCAUCCUCCCCAGCUGGCGGCGGGGCCCCGAGCCCCGCAAGUCUGGCACCCCACCCUGCCGCCGGCAGCACACGGUCCUGUGGGACACGGCCAUCUGAGGGGGCGGGCCGGCCCGGGUACCUGGACUGGGAGGGGACGGGCCGGCCUGGCUGGCCCGACAGACUGAAGGACUAGGUGAGAGAGCCAGGGAAAGCCCGGCCCUCCACCCUUGUAGACCCCCUCCCCGCCCCCCGGGGCCAGGGAGCCUGCCAGGUCCAUCCGGGCUUGGGGUGCCAUAGCACCCCAAGAUAUUUGAGGAGGAGGGAGAUGGGGUUUGCUUGUUGGGGGUCCAAUCAUGAUAAAUCCCUCCUCCUGAGAGGACAAAGGGCAGGGCAGAGGUGGCAGUGGGCAGGGGAAAGAGGGAAGGGUCAGAUGGGUGGGUCAGGUGGAAGAGGGACUAGAGCCAGUGGGAAAGUAGCUCUUCGACUGAGAGCCGGGAUUCGGGGAGGGGUAUUUAUUUUGUUAUUUAUUUUAGUUUGGAGGGCAGUUCUGGGCCCUUCUGACCCACUCCUGAGUGGGGAGUGGAGAUCAAGGCCAAGCUUGCCCUCUCCCCUUUGCCGAUGCCAGAGGGCCCGCCAUCCACGCCUGCCCCACAGCGAGGGAGAUGUUCAUCCGGGGAGCAGAGGGAGCCGGGAGGGGCUCGGGCCACCCAGGGCCACCAACUCUUUACAGUACAGUAUUUACAAUUUUGCCAGAAUUUGGUAGUGAGUGAGGCCUGCUCUGAAACAGGCAUCUUCUUUAGUUCUAGGGUCAGGGUCUAGCGCCAGGGAUGGGCGGGAUGUGGGGAUGGAGGGAAAUUCUAGUGGGUGGGGGGAUAGGCAGGGUAUUUAUUUAAAUUAAAAAAAAAAAAAAACAGAAGAGCUGUCAGGAACUUUUUUUUAAUUCCUUUCUUUUCAGAAUAAUAUAUUAAAAAACUAAUGAUCCUA
This is a messenger RNA of Octodon degus (degu), 3586 nucleotides long. RefSeq names its product neuronal tyrosine phosphorylated phosphoinositide-3-kinase adaptor 1 (gene Nyap1). The record is from RefSeq and is a predicted model, not a curated record. NCBI's taxonomy places the organism in Eukaryota, Metazoa, Chordata, Mammalia, Rodentia, Octodontidae. The coding region runs from base 203 to 2719 and encodes 838 amino acids. The transcript is spliced from 7 exons. Gene Ontology annotation, biological process: phosphatidylinositol 3-kinase/protein kinase B signal transduction; neuron projection morphogenesis.